Cyprinodon variegatus (sheepshead minnow) is the source of this 2108-nucleotide messenger RNA. RefSeq names its product actin-related protein 10 homolog (S. cerevisiae) (gene actr10). The transcript is spliced from 13 exons. Lineage: Eukaryota; Metazoa; Chordata; Actinopteri; Cyprinodontiformes; Cyprinodontidae. The record is from RefSeq and is a predicted model, not a curated record. Gene Ontology annotation, biological process: retrograde axonal transport of mitochondrion. The coding region runs from base 111 to 1364 and encodes 417 amino acids.
AGACAAUCCAAGCCCAGAGGAAGUCAGCUUGUAGUUUGUUUAGUAUACCAUACUAAACCGUAACUGUCUGCGUUAAAAGCUAUCGCCAUUUUCGGAGAUAGUGUAGUAAAAUGCCCAUAUUUGAUAGUUUGGGAAGCGGAGGAGAGAAGACUGCUAUUGUGCUUGAUUUAGGAGCGGCAUACACAAAAUGCGGCUUUGCAGGGGAAACGGGGCCCAGGUUCAUAAUUCCAAGCGAGAUCCGGAAACCGGGACAGCAACAGGCCACCAAAGUGGUGCAGUACAACAUCAACACAGAAGAGCUUUAUGCUAUCCUCAAAGAGUUUAUCCACAUUUUAUACUUCAGGCACCUGUUGGUGAAUCCUCGCGACAGAAGAGUGGUGAUCAUCGAGUCCAUCCUCUGCCCGUCCCACUUCAGGGAGACCCUCACCAAGGUUUUCUUCAAACAGUUUGAGGUGCCCUCUGUGCUGUUCGCUCCCAGUCACCUCAUGGCCGUCAUGACUUUAGGCAUCAACUCUGCACUUGUGAUGGACUGUGGAUACACAGAGACACUCGUGCUUCCUAUUUAUGAGUGUACUCCCAUCCUGCCUGCCUGGGAGGCUUUGCCGCUUGGAGGGAAAGCCAUUCAUAAAGAGUUGGAUGGGUUUCUUGUGGAGCAGUGCACUGUAGACACGGACACCACCACUGGGCAGAGUGUUCCAGCUGCCAUUGGCACUAUCCCAGAGGAAACAGUGGAGGACAUAAAGGUCAGAACUUGUUUCGUCAGUGACUUGCAGAGAGGCCUUAAGGUCCAGGAGGCCAAAUUUAACUUGGACGGUACAGCAGAGCGUCCAGCCCCUCCUCCAGAUGUUGAUUAUCCUCUGGAUGGAGAAAAAAUUUUGCACGUCAAAGGAUCCAUCAGGGAUUCAGUGAUGGAGCUGCUGUUUGAACAGGACAACGAGGAGAAAAGUGUGGCAUCUCUGAUCCUCGACGCUCUAGUGAAGUGCCCCAUUGACACGCGGAAAGUGCUUUCUGAGAACCUGGUGGUGAUCGGAGGCACAGCCAUGCUUCCUGGCUUCCUGCAUCGCCUGCUAGCUGAGAUACGCCUCCUGGUGGAGAAACCCAAAUAUAGCAACGUGCUGGCUAGCAAGAACUUCCGUAUCCACUCCCCACCUGCAAAGCCCAACUGCACUGCAUGGCUUGGAGGCGCCAUCUUCGGGGCCCUUCAGGACAUUCUGGGCAGCAGGUCAGUGUCCCGGGACUACUACAACCAGACUGGACGCAUCCCAGACUGGUGCUGCUUGAGCUCCCCUCCUCCUGAGUCUUUCUAUGAAGCAGGGAAGAACCCUCCUCCACUAAUGAAGAGAGCUUACUCUAUGGAGAAAUAAAACAGUCAAGCUUUUCCACUAGACACCUUAGUAGACUUUCCUGCAACAUCUCCACUCUUGUUAAGACUAACGUGUUCCAUUUUGGAUAUCAACUAGAUGAGUUUUUUUACAGAUAAAAAAAAUAAAAAUGCUUAUUUAUGUUUUCCUGUUUUGCAUGUGUUAUAUGUAGGAAUCAUUUCUGUAUUAAAAUCACUACAAUUAACAAAAAGAGUAACAGGAGAGCAUCAUCAAUUAUGAUAAAUUUGUGUAUGCUAUGAGUAAUUAGAUCAUUACGUGUCUGCCGUCUCAUCAUGCUGAAUGAGUCCGUACGUGUGUUAUCACACUUAUUCAAGAUUUGUCUUGGUAGUAAAUCAUAACUUCUGCUGAGUCUAAGAGAAAUGCUAAAGAUGAUGACUCCUAGUCAUCAGUUUAUUAACAGUGUUGCUUCAUUCAUCUGAUCAUUAUAUGUUAGAGUGGAGAAGAAACUUGAUUGUAACUGUCAUUACCCAUGAAGAUAACAAACAUUUUGCACUUAUUUAUUGUUUAUACUUGGCAGUUUGAUGUGGGUUUUCAGUAUCUCCUCAGGCCUUAAGGGCUCUGAAGGAAUUGACUCGAUUUUGUUAGUAUAUUAUAAUACGGUAUGGAUUAAAAGGUAGAUACACAAAAAGCUACAGACAGUUUGCUUUGUAUAUGCAGCAUUAGCAUUUGGCUGGUUGGAGGUGUAGUUUCUUUGAAAAAUACUCUGUAAACAUUAAAAACUACAAA